Molecule: messenger RNA, 2246 nt
Organism: Achroia grisella
Lineage: Eukaryota; Metazoa; Arthropoda; Insecta; Lepidoptera; Pyralidae
Exons: 4
Coding region: 300-1892 (530 amino acids)
Biological process (GO): G protein-coupled glutamate receptor signaling pathway; regulation of synaptic transmission, glutamatergic
Cellular component (GO): membrane
Molecular function (GO): group II metabotropic glutamate receptor activity
Source: RefSeq, a predicted model, not a curated record
AUGCGUCUGCACAUCACGCACGUGCACCCGUCACGCAUCACGGACACUAAAACUGGAUAGUCGCUUAGUUUCAAUGUGGACCCCGUGUGAUACGCACGCUCAGACGUAUUCUAUAUUUCCCGCGGAUUCGUGACUAUGAAAAAUUAUAUUGGUGGUAUACAUGCAUCGGGACAUUCGACUGUGUGAACGACAUCAGCAAAUAUAUAAGCGCCACUGGAGUAAUUAAUUCGUAAAGAUAACGAGCCGAGCGCGGAUGUGUCUACAGCGAAGUUCAGGCGGCUGAGGGCCUGCGCGCCCUAAUGGCUAUAGUACGGGUACGCGCGCUGAUGGUUAUGGCGGCGCUAGCUGCGCUGGCAUCUGCAAAUGCGGCACGCUUCGGCGACCGCCUCGCCCCGCGUGUUCCCGCUGCUUAUGCACCACGGAAUGCGCCAUCGGCACAACACUACACAGACGCGGAAUACGAAGACACCUACGACCAAGAAUACGAUGAAGAGAAUCUUUCUGUUGAAGAGGAAGUAGAACCACAACCUGAGACAGAAUUGUCUCUACGUCGCCCGGCGCGCACUGAAGCACAUAGGCUAGAAAUGAGCACAGAAUACUUCGUGAUUCCAGAGCGAACUUCUUCAUCGCUCCCUCCACCUACGCCCUCAAAAGUAGUUACACCACCACCCCCGCCAGCACAGUCUAACAACACCCUGGUGACAGCUAUGCCUACACCUACGUUAGGUUUAUUACGACUGGAAUCUUGGGCUGUACCAGUAUUAGCGCUAGCAUGUGUAACCAUUGCCACCCUGGGUGGCUUCGAAGCUUUCGUUGUAUGGGGAGCCAGCCGUAAGGCUCCAAGUCAACGCCAUUUAUUACUAGGUCAGACGUUAUUGUUUGGUUUGUUUUCAUGCGCGGCAACAGCCGCACUAUAUGCUGUAACACCUACAGUAUUUACCUGUGGAGCCGUGCGUUUUGGUACUGGAGUCGCAUACGUGAUUGUGUUUGCAUCCCUGCUCGUCAAAUGUGUAUUUUUAUUAAGUUUAAAUGGUGGGGUGUAUCUACCGGCAGCUUACCAAGGACUUCUUUUAUUUUUUGCGGUAAUGAUACAAGUGGCAAUUGGGGCACAGUGGCUUGGUGGCUCACCUCCCCGAGUAGCUUCCAGUGGCGUCCGAUGCGACGCCCCUCUAUCGGAUCUGUUAUUGUCGCUGUCCUACGCAGCAUUUCUAAUAGCAAUAGUGUGCGGCGUAGCACUGAGAUCACGGAGUAUCCGAGAUAAUUAUCGUGAAGCAACACAUAUCGCAGGAGCGGCCGGAGCAACAGCGGCCGUGUGGGUAUGCUGGGUCGCAGCAGCACUAGGUGCGCCAGAACGUCAUAGAGACGCAUGUGUAGCAGCUGGUCUAUUGGCAACCUGUGCAGUAGUUUUCGCGUUAAUGUUUGCGCCGAAAGGCCGUCGAUUAGCGGCGUUGGGUCGCGAGGGUCGAUGGGACGCGGACCGUGAAGAAGGACUUAGCUCGCUGGGAGCCGGCGGCUCUGGUUACUCUCCAUCUUUCUUUCACUUCAAGCCAGUGAAGUACGGCAUGGUAUCGGCCGCGGCACCCACGCCUGCUCCGCCGCCUGUGUUAGACCGCAAGGAACCGCCAGCUCAGCCAGCCGAUCCAUACGGAGCGAUGUUCGCGAGUUCAACGCACCUACACUCACGCCCCCUGUGCUCUCCACCGCACUACCCUAUGCACCCUUUAAUGCACUACCAAUACAAUUAUUCGCCUUAUCACUACCUAUUUCCGUCAGGCGUGAUGGUGCGACCGGAGGAGGGCAACGUGUACACGAGCGUCGAGCCCACCUUCAGCAGCAACCCAAACGUUUACUUCCAACGUACGGAGCCGUUGCACGUCGGCAUGAUGUACUGAGCCCCUGACAAACCAGCGUUCCGACGCGAACAGUGGGAUUUGGCAGCGCAGUAAUGGCGCAUUCGCUAUACAUAAACAAGCACCGAACACAACACAUGUGCGAAGUGUGCGCACCGCCUCAUACAAGGCCAUACAGCCGCAACGAUACGAGAAGUUUUCUGCUGCCGCGUAAAGUAUACAGAACUAAGAAUCUAUGAAGAUUACAUAAAACGAGUGCAACAUUUUUGCACUACUCUUUUUAUUUCUAGUCAUUUCACUUAUACAAAUUGUAACUACACUUAUUGUAUUUCAUCUUCUAUUAGUAUAACAGCACGCCAAAUACUUUAUACAGCAGCAGUAAAUGUGAAUAUGACU